UGUGAGAAUCUGACGAUCACUUAACUCCAAAUCUCAGUGGCAAAUAUGUAAUUUCAACUGUAACGUUUCAACAAGAAAAAAGCUCUCUCUUUUCUUUUUUUUUCUUCUCUCUCUCUUUCUUUCUUCCUUCUUUCUUUCUUCAAGCAGCUUCAGAGCAUUUGAUUGAUGAUCAUCUAUCCAAGUCUCAUUUCGUACUUUACAUGAGGAUUCCUCGUCUGGUUCUCUACCGAAAAUGGAAUCUGUAGUGGUACAGCCACGUCCCGAGACCCCUGUCUCUGCUCAAGUAAUCCAUGGCUCAAGUGGCUGUGAUGAUGUCUCCAACGAAGACGGGGAGCCACGUAGGAGCUCCGGUGCGGUGGUGGAGGAAGGAGAGAUAGUGAAGGAUGAAGAGAGGAGAUCCAAUGCGUCGGUGUGUUCGGUGGAAGUAGAUCUGGAGCUUGGAUUGCCCGAGGACGUCGUACAUUUGUCGCAAUCUGAGAGAGAUUGCAGGAUUUGCCACAUGAGCUUAGAUGCUGCGAAUCUUGAAUCUGGUGUUCCCAUUGAGCUUGGCUGUUCUUGUAAAGCUGAUCUCGCUGCUGCUCACAAGCACUGUGCUGAGACUUGGUUCAAGAUCAAAGGAAACAAAAUCUGUGAAGUAUGCGGGUCGAUUGCGGGUAAUGUUGUUGGAAUUGUUGAGGUGGAGUCUGAGGAAUGUCUGAAUGAAGAAAAUGGUGUAGUGAAUCCAGCUCUGAGAACAGCUGGUCCACGAUUAGCUGAAGCUAGAAGCUUCUGGCAAGGACACCGUUUCUUGAAUUUCCUUUUAGCUUGUAUGGUCUUUGCCUUUGUGAUCUCAUGGCUCUUCCACUUCAAUGUUCCUUCUACAUAGCUAGAAAGGAGUAUUGCUUAACCCUCCAUAAGAAGAAGAGAUUCAGAGGGUUGAAAAGGAGAAGGGUCAAAGCUAGUAGAGAUCUAUGGGAAAGGUAUUUCAAUCUUGUACCAAUGCCAUUUUCCCACUUUUUAAGUUUAAUGUAAGUUUAGAGAGGAAGACCAAGACCUAGAAGAGCGCCAUAAUGCGAUUUGAGGGUUCUUAUUUCUGUUCUUGAAAAUGUAAAUGUGUUUUGUGGUUGAGGAUAAUGUAUAUAGCUCUAGUCACUCUAAAGCUUAAUGCAAUUGCAGUCUUGUGAAAGUAUCUUCUCUUAUCUCAA
Capsella rubella is the source of this 1184-nucleotide messenger RNA. RefSeq lists its product as uncharacterized. The transcript has 2 exons. NCBI's taxonomy places the organism in Eukaryota, Viridiplantae, Streptophyta, Magnoliopsida, Brassicales, Brassicaceae. The record is from RefSeq and is a predicted model, not a curated record. The coding region runs from base 233 to 865 and encodes 210 amino acids. Gene Ontology annotation, molecular function: zinc ion binding.